CGCCUCCCCGAGCGCGCCCGGAACAGCUCUGCUGGGACUCGGGGGAGGCUACGGAGGCGUCGGUUGUGGCGCUACCCUUCAGGUGGGCGGCAGUGUGGGCCUGGCCGCUUCAGCCCUCCUCAAAGCCUCUCCCUGGCGCUUCGCCCGCGGCUCUGAUCUCCCCCGUCGUUCCUCGCCGCGGAGAGCACCGGAGCAACGGGCUAUCAGCCAUCCCCCGGCGCGCCUCUGCGCAGUUCGGAUAUCCCUCUCGAGUGUCCAUCCAAGUGCAGGAGAAGCCGCUCUCCCGCUCCUCGGACCUGGCCGCCCGGGAAGCGUCGGAAGCAGGCCCUGGCGCCUCGGCCACCGGCGACGGACCCAGACAGGACUACUAGAUAACUGCGAGGGGAAGUGGGACCCCGCUGUCUGCUGCGGGGCGCCCGAGGCCGGGAGAGGGUAAGGUGGCUGCUUGCCGCAGUGCGGCCGGCCGCCGGCGCGGGUGCGCGGGGCUUCUCCGGGCUCGGGUUAUUCAUUUAUAACUUGAACUGACGUGACUACUUCAUCUUCACUGCCCGUCGGAACUGCAGACGUUGACGAGACUUAACUCGGUUACCGCGGAGGAAUACUGUGAAUUGCAGUGGCAUCAGUGGCCGGGACAAAUAGGAAUUUACAUGUGUUGUUUGGGCAUCAUGACGCUGAGGCUCUUAGAAGACUGGUGUCGGGGGAUGGAUGUAAACCCGCGGAAAGCGCUGUUGAUUGCCGGCAUCCCCCCGACCUGUAGGGCAGAAAUUGAGGAGGCUCUGCGAUCUGGUUUAGCUCCCUUGAGCGAGUACCGACUGCUCGGGAGGAUGUUCCGGAGGGAAGAGAACAGGAAUGCAGCCUUAAUAGGAUUAACUGAGGAGACGAGUCAUGCUCUGGUCCCUAAAGAGAUACCCGGAAGCGGGGGUACCUGGAGAGUGAUCUUUAAGACCCCUGACCCAGACAAUGAAUUUUUAAGCAGGUUACAUGAAUUCCUAGAGGGAGAGGGCGUGACAUUGGGUGAGUUUACCAGAGCUCUUGGGUAUGGAAACGAUCUUUUUGACCUAGACCAGGACAUGAUGAUCCCAGAAGUGCGGGCCCCUUUGUUGGCACAGGCAUUAGAUGAGGCUCUUCAGCCUGCCCUGCAACACCUGGAAUACAAAAGGCUGAGAGUAUUCUCAGGCAGUGAUCCUCCAGAAGAAGAAGAGUUUGAAUCCUGGCUGUUUCAUGCCACUCAAAUGAUGAAGACAUGGCAGGUGUCAGAUGCCGAAAAAAGAAAGCGAUUGCUAGAGAGCCUUAGAGGCCCGGCAUCUGAUAUCAUUCGCGUCCUCAAGAUAAACAGUCCUUUCAUUACAGUCCCUGAAUGCCUGCAUGCUCUGGAGCAGGUAUUUGGGGUUACCGAUAAUCCUAGGGUGUUGCGGGUCAAGUAUCUGACCACUUACCAGAAGGAUGAAAAAAAGUUGUCUGCGUAUGUACUAAGGCUGGAGCGUUCACUACAGAAACUGGUAGAGAGAGGAGCAGUUGAGCAAGAAGUUGUGAAUCUGGCCCGCCUGGAGCAAGUCAUUGCUGGAGCAGUCCACAGCACGCCGCGCAGGAAGUUUGCUCUGUCAGAGGACGGCUCAGCCUGGCUUACUGCAGUUACACUAGUAAAGGAUGAAGAGGCAGCUGAGGAGGAGGAGGAGGCCCUCCUCCAGGCAGGAUUAGAGGGGCAUUUCACCUGACUCUUGGGAAAUCAGGAAGGGCUCUCUGGCAGUGAGCAGAGCAUAAGGUAGAACAGUCUGUAUGCUCAGUGACAGACAUUAACCAGUCCCUCUCUUGUGUUGCCAAGUAACUCAUUUUUGUGCAGUUCUCGGUAUAAUCCUUUGUCAUUUCUGUGCCCAUUUAAUGUCUCCUAAAUGUGUCAUUGACUAGAAGGAUGUAGUACUGCACUGGUAUUUAUAUAUUUAAAUUCACCCUGUGAAUUUUUUUUUUUUAAUCACACACAGUUGUACAAAAAGUCUCAUCACUACGCACAUGUGAUACUCUGAGAGUACCACCAAGGCUCAGGUGCACAUGCUGAUCCGAUCUCGUCCGGAUGUCAGCUUGUGUGAUAAUAGGUGCAAGUGUAGCUGUCAGAUGUGAUAAUGUGUCAUAGAUAGUUUUGGGUUGUGUACGGCCCUACAUUAAUCAUGAAGAUCGUGAGCAGGGGUUAAGAGGUUAUUUUCUGUGUGAGUCGGAAUUUUAUUGAUUCUAUGCCAUCAAAACAAGAGGCAGAGUUAAAUGCUGCAGUUGGUCAGUUUGCAGCCGCUACCUCUAACCCCAGAUUUCUGAUGUGUGUCUCAAAGCAUCUAGUUCUGAAUGUCAUUUUAAUAGGUUACAAAAUUAUAGAUGUGAACUUAUAAAAUAAAGAAAUGUGAAUAAAAUGA
This is a messenger RNA of Mesoplodon densirostris (Blainville's beaked whale), 2399 nucleotides long. It is a transcript of the gene MOAP1, whose product is annotated as modulator of apoptosis 1. Lineage: Eukaryota; Metazoa; Chordata; Mammalia; Artiodactyla; Ziphiidae. The record is from RefSeq and is a predicted model, not a curated record. Gene Ontology annotation, biological process: regulation of apoptotic process.